AUGCCACCAGCAUCAACUUCAUCAUCGAAGGUUAAAACCGUAUCAAUGAAGUCACUGCAAGUGAAACUCAACGGACUGCAGGCUUCUUUUUCAAACAUUGUGAGCUUCAUGAAUGAAUAUCCUGAGGGGACAACCGCCAAUCAGAUCGCAGUUCGUCUUGAGAGGUUGGAUGAUUUGUGGGAAAAGACAAACGAUAUUUAUUACGAAAUUGAGUGUCAUGAAGAUUUUUCACCUGAUGAAGAAGUCUAUGUGAAGGAGCGUUCAGUUUUUGAAAAUCGAUAUUACGAUGUGAAAUCAUUUCUGUUAGAUAAGGCCAGGGAGCUAGAAGAUACUGGUAAUUUGAACCAAACAACAAGGCAAUUAGAUGCAACAAUGCAGGGAGUAACCGAACAUGUACGUCUUCCAAUGAUUAAGCUGCAAUGUUUCGACGGUAACAUCGACGAGUGGCUCAGCUUUAGGGAUCUUUUUACUUCACUAAUUCGUUUGAAGCCUGAGUUACCGGACGUAGAAAAACUGCAUUAUCUCAAAGGAUGUUUAGAAGGCGAAGCGAGGGCGCUAAUCGAUUCUUUGAAGAUCACAAAGGCAAACUAUCAUAUUGCCUGGGAAUUGUUGCUCAAGCGUUAUAAUAACAGCAAACUAUUGAAGAAGAAACAGAUGCAAGCACUAUUCAAACUACCAACUAUAGUCAAGGAAUCGGUCGUAGAAUUGCGCUCAUUACUGGAAGGAUUUGAGAAAAUCGUUAACACGUUGGAUCAGAUAACACAACCAGCAGAUUUCAAAGACUUACUGCUGGUGAAUAUUCUCAGUUCCCGGUUGGAUCCAUACACACGAAGAGGGUGGGAGGAAUUUUCCUCUACGAGAGAGCAAGAUACGCUUCCUGAACUCAUCGAAUUUCUGCAGCGACGUGUGCGAAUUUUGGAAGCGCUCCCUGCUAAAUCAUCGGAAAAUAAACACGAGCAAACCGCAGUUAUUAGAAAUGGGCCAACCCCAAUACGCGUCAGUCACCAUGCUGCUCCACAUAUAAGCGGGACAUGUCCUGCAUGUCCCGAUACACAUUGGCUUUAUUUGUGUCCCACCUUCCAGCGCAUGUCAAUUCCGAGUAAGGAAUCAGUUUUACGCUCCAACAAUCUGUGUCGGAAUUGUUUUAAAAAGGGCCAUCAGGCAAAGGAAUGUCUAUCGAAAAAUUCCUGCCGUAACUGCAAGGGUCGACACCACACCAUGGUAUGUUUCAAAACAGAAGCAUCAGGAACUCAUGCGAAGCAGGUGAAAUCACGGCAAAUCAGAGAUCACACUCAAGGGUUGCAAACAUGGCGGCAACAAAUUCAGCUUCAUCAACAACAUCGGUCAAUCAAUCUUCGAAAAUUCUCUUAG
Messenger RNA from Toxorhynchites rutilus septentrionalis, 1371 nucleotides. RefSeq lists its product as uncharacterized. The record is from RefSeq and is a predicted model, not a curated record. The coding region runs from base 1 to 1371 and encodes 456 amino acids. Gene Ontology annotation, molecular function: zinc ion binding; nucleic acid binding. NCBI's taxonomy places the organism in Eukaryota, Metazoa, Arthropoda, Insecta, Diptera, Culicidae. The transcript has a single exon.